AUGUGGAAUGUAGAAAACCCUUAUCAAAAAAAAUUCGAUCGCACUCUUUCAUAGCAUUUAAAUAUAUCUCUUCUUAAAUCCCUCUCAGAUAGCUUGUCAAACAGCAAUUUAGUUCAUCUAGAAUUAGAUAUAAGCUUUCAAAGUUAGUAUUUAAUCUAAGCUUAUAAUUAGUAAACAAUGCUAACCUUCGAUAUCUAAACCUAACUUUAAAGGAAUGGAUUCGACUUAAUAGCCUGCUCAGAUCCUCAUUUCAUUUCUAAUGAAUCAACUAUCUCACAACAAAAAAAAUAAUGCUACUUUUAUUUAAAUUACUCUGCUCGAGUAAUAGCCAACACUUUAGAAUUCUAAGAAGAAAAGAAAUAGCUCUUGAAUUAAUAUUCAUUUAUUUAAUAGAUUUUAACAUGA
Tetrahymena thermophila SB210 is the source of this 405-nucleotide messenger RNA. RefSeq lists its product as hypothetical. NCBI's taxonomy places the organism in Eukaryota, Ciliophora, Oligohymenophorea, Hymenostomatida, Tetrahymenidae. The record is from RefSeq and is a predicted model, not a curated record. The transcript is spliced from 4 exons.